Messenger RNA from Australozyma saopauloensis, 1224 nucleotides. It is a transcript of the gene PEX2, whose product is annotated as ubiquitin-protein ligase peroxin 2. Gene Ontology annotation, molecular function: zinc ion binding. Gene Ontology annotation, cellular component: peroxisomal membrane. The transcript has a single exon. Bases 1 to 1224 code for a protein of 407 amino acids. Lineage: Eukaryota; Fungi; Ascomycota; Pichiomycetes; Serinales; Metschnikowiaceae. The record is from RefSeq and is a predicted model, not a curated record. Gene Ontology annotation, biological process: protein import into peroxisome matrix.
AUGUUUGACGGCAAGGUCUGGUAUUCAUCCCCAAGGGUUCUGCAGCUAGAUGCGGGCAUCCUAGACGGCGAGCUUUUCUCUCUUCUCAAACAACAACUAUCAGAUGCAUUUCAGCUUCUCAGUCCAAAAGCGUUCUCGUACAAUCUGCAUCCAGAAUUGUAUUCGUUACUUCUUAAGCUUCUCUUGUUCCGCGUGACCACUCUUAAGACUGGCUCAUCUUAUGGAUUCACCCUCCAGAAUCUCAAGUUGUCUGACCACAAGACUGGCAAGGUCAUUGGCCAAAGACUCCGAUAUGUUCUUCUUGCUGCGAUAUUUGGACAGUACGCCUUCGAAAAGGCCAAAUCGUAUUUGUACAACAUGGAGGAGUCUCUGAUCCGCCACCGCAAGAUAUGGCUCCAGCGAUUGAAGCAGGCUCUUUAUCGCUUUAGACCUCAAUUGCUUCGGGUGAGCGACGAUUUCAUAAAGAUUGCUGGUCUCAUUAAUUUUGUAUUAUUCUUGGUGCAGGGCAAGUAUUCGAGCCUUCUUCAUAGGGUUUUAGGCAUAGUAAUAACUCCUCUGAACGCCGACCUUCUCAAGUUCAACGGAGAUAAUGUCAGCUUUGAGUUUCAGAACAGACAGCUCGUUUGGAAUGUCAUGACUGAGUUCUUGGUUUUUGUCAUUCCCUUGUUGCAGGUCCAGAAAUGGAGACGGUUGGUACAUUCAAUGCUCUCCAGAAGAGGCCAAGGAGCAGUUAGCACAAACGAGAAAACACAAACAAAGUAUUCCACGCUUCCUAUUUCUCAAUGCGCAAUUUGCAUUGAGAUGUCGGAGGCAAACGGAAUCAAGGCAGCAAGCACUCAAAUAACCAAUCCGUACGUAACAAACUGCGGCCAUAUAUUCUGCUACAUUUGCUUGGCUACAAGAAAGAACGCAAUGGAGAAUGGAAGCGACCAGGCGGAGCUGUGCCCGAGGUGUAAUUUGAGAAUCACGUCGUUUCAGGAAUACGGUAGUGAUGAUAGCGAGAGCGACCGCUUAGCGUCCAUAGUUGUGGAAUAUCAAGAGAAUGGGCAAGUUAACCAAAUUGACGAGGAACAGAGCGACACUGCUGAUGAGAAUGUUGAUGAUCAAGUGGAGCUUGAUGACAAUAUUGAAGACGAGUACAGCGACAACGAGGAUUUGGAAGAGGAGAUCGAGGAGGUGUCUGAAUUUGAGGAUGACUACGGCACAGAUAUUGAUGUAGAGUAG